Molecule: messenger RNA, 1096 nt
Organism: Cuscuta campestris
Lineage: Eukaryota; Viridiplantae; Streptophyta; Magnoliopsida; Solanales; Convolvulaceae
Source: the annotation of a GenBank genome assembly
GUAGUAAAAGUAAGCAAACAAAGUGAGUAAAGUUUGACUCUUAGAAUAAUGUCGAUUACGGUGGACAGAGGGAGUAUACAAUUGAAAAGUUUUUUUCAAUACUCCCUCCGUCCAUUUUAAAUGUUUCUAGUUUGACACUUGACCUGGGCACACAUAGUAAUGAAUGGUAAAUUUACUUUCACUUUCCACUUAUACCCCUAAACAAUACCAAUCUCUCGUGUGGGCUCCAUCCUCCGUCGACUCCCCCCUUUUCUUCUCCGAUUCUCACUGCUAUCAAUCGUCGUCUACUCCGGCACCACCGCAGUCCGCAGAUGUUCUUGUUGGCAGAAGAAAGGCGCUGGCAGAGGAGAAGACCUGAGCUUUUGACGUUGGCAGAAGAGAGGCGCUGCUAGCAGAGAUGCAUUUGAUUAUGGAUUCGUUCAAAUCGAAAACGGGCAAUUGAAAAUUGAUUGCCAUCAAUUGCCAUUCCAGGGCUAGAUUUUUUUAAAUUAUCAUGGAUUAUACCCAUCCAUCGAGUAGAUGAUGACGGAGGAUGAGCAGAUCUGUAAAAUCAAAAAGGCUGGAUUAAAAGAUCUGAGCAUUUACCGUGCGAAAAUGAAGCAUAUAAUGACUAUAAGAAGAAAAUAUCCUUCUCCAUUUCAAUUCCCCAAUUCUUGUUCUAUCUCUUCUCCUCAUUUUCUUCUUUUUCUUCUUUCUUUCUUCUCCUCUCUGUGUUCCUCCGUCCAUCUCAUCCUCUCUGUGUUCCUCCGUCCAUCUCCUCCUCUCUUUUUUCUCCCAUUCAUCUUUAUUCUUCUUUAUCUACUCUAAUUUCUCUUCCAUUUUUCUUCUCGAUCUGAGCAUGGCGAUCUGCCUGCAUCACAGUGGCGGAGAUGGUGGGGCUUCGGACGAAGGUGGGGCUGGCCGGCGGUGGUGGGGUGACAGCGAUGGUGAGGGUGCGUUAAGAUUUGAUGGUGGGGCUGUGGCGGAUAUGGUGAAAGGAUGGUCGGAAAAAAGAGCCGUGAUGGGUCUAGAGACAAUGAUGGGGUUAGCGGCGACUCGGCGAGGAGAGGCUGCGGUGGUUCUUGGAGGUGUGUGACGAUGGCAGGGCUGGUAAAGG